CAUGAUCUGGUCUAGCGUGUAACCGCGGUACAUCAGCACUCCUGAGGGGGGAGGGACAUUAACACUGGUUCAUGAUCUGGUCUAGCGUGUAACCGCGGUACAUCAGCACUCCUGAAGACAGCGAAGAUUACGAGUCAAGAGGACAGCCGAGAUCCAACACAGGACCGAUGGUGACGGUGACGUUAGCGUACAAAACAGCUGGAGGUGCCACCGGCGAGGACAUUAACUGCUAUCUUUGAUGUACUUACACUUUGGUGUACCUACUUGAUUCAGACAAGAUGGCAGAAGCAAGUGGAACGAUCACUGCAAAUGCAAAGUAUGAGACUGCCUUUAAGUAUAAACAAGAUGGCAAUGAGGCAUUCAAGGCAAAAAACUUUAAGCUUGCUAUCCGUAACUAUCACAAAGCGCUGCUGUAUAUCCGGGGGAUAGACCAGCACGCAGUGAAGCUGCCCGCCAUGCUCGGUAACGCUCGCCAGCAGCGCGACAGGGAACAGAGGCAGAGCGAGCUCACCGAGGAGCUCACGGGCAGCGUGGAUGCCCUCAAAGUCGACACGUACAACAAUCUCACAGCCGCCCUGCUGCAGUGUGAGGACAGGUUCGACCUGCAGAAGAUCCUCGAGUACUGCGACGAGGUGGCUGAGCUCAGUCCCAACAACCAAAAGUGCCUGUUCCGGCGUGGCCAGGCGUACGCGCGCGCCGGAGACUACGAGGAGGCCGAGCGGUGCCUGCUCAAGGCGCGCGAGCUGCUCAAAGAGAAAGAUCCGGCGAUUGAGAAGCUGCUCGUCACCUGCCGGCAGAACCUCAAGGUGCAGCACGAAAAGCAGAGGUCCAUGUGCCGGAACAUGUUCGGAUCGUGACCGGGUGGUCCCAGAGGCUGACGGUCACGUGCUCGAUCACGUGACAACCGGGACGAGUUAUGUGACUGAUAAUACAGAGUCACGUGACAGCCGUUCCGGGUCACGUGACGAAAGGGGUUGGAUCUCAGCGGUGUGUGAUGCGUCUUCCAGGCCGAUGUCAGCGGAUCAGCCCUGGCAUUGGUAGAUAUUUGUGAUGCUCAGAGGCUGAGAGGGAGGAUGUUUGCCAUGUUCAGAGACUGAGAUGGGAGUUCUGAAGUUGCCGGCUGUCGUACUUGUGUGACGGUGUCUGCUGUGUCACAGAGACAUUGAAAAUGUUACAUUGUCCAGCGGCUAUGUUCCGCUGGUCCCAUGAGGAGUUGUGAGUUAACACGGAGUUUCCCACUUUGUUGCCAUCAUUGCAGUUCACUGUUCGUAGCUGCAGCUAACCACUGGUUUGGUGUGCAUAUGCACGCUGCAAAACCGUCGCUAAAAUGGCUGUGUGUUGUAGAUAAGCAUAGCUUGACAAUUGACAUCGUCCACGGGUUGUUCCAGCUCAUUUCGAGUAUUUGUCCGAUUGUCUGUUACUCAGAGCUGGGUCGACAGGUGGGGACUCGACUGUUGCGUUCGGAGAGGACUGUGUCUGGCUUAGCAACUGUGACGUUGCUAGGGGGGGGGGGGGCGCUACGUGUUCGUUGCAAAAACGGAAUGUUAGAUUGGCAUUGUUCUGCACGGUCUGUUUGUUAUCGCAUCAAUAUAUUUUUGAUGUUUUGGAUCAA
This is a messenger RNA of Amphibalanus amphitrite, 1612 nucleotides long. RefSeq names its product tetratricopeptide repeat protein 9C-like. Gene Ontology annotation, molecular function: protein binding. The record is from RefSeq and is a predicted model, not a curated record. NCBI's taxonomy places the organism in Eukaryota, Metazoa, Arthropoda, Thecostraca, Balanomorpha, Balanidae. The coding region runs from base 279 to 857 and encodes 192 amino acids. The transcript is spliced from 5 exons.